Gopherus flavomarginatus (Mexican gopher tortoise) is the source of this 6497-nucleotide messenger RNA. Its product is annotated as zinc finger protein 850-like. The record is from RefSeq and is a predicted model, not a curated record. Gene Ontology annotation, molecular function: DNA-binding transcription repressor activity, RNA polymerase II-specific. NCBI's taxonomy places the organism in Eukaryota, Metazoa, Chordata, Testudines, Testudinidae. Gene Ontology annotation, biological process: negative regulation of transcription by RNA polymerase II. Bases 335 to 3100 code for a protein of 921 amino acids. The transcript is spliced from 5 exons.
CAGCCGGGAGGCGGCUGUGGGGCAGCGAGCGCUGGGCUCCGGCCCGGCAGCAGGAAGUGACUCGCAGCCGCUGCGGUGACUCUGGCUCCCAGGCUCCUGGCGAGAUCCCCGAGCCCCGGCGGCUGGUGCUGGGAGCCCGGAGCCCUGGCUGCAGCCGGGAGAGGGGAAUCUCCAGCAGGGCCCUUCCCGCUGCUCCCCAGGAGCCUCUCCCAGGGCAGAGCCCCCAGCCCGGCCCGGCCCCUGCCCCGGGGGGCCCCGCUCGGAGGGAAGACUGAGGAAUCGCAUCCACGUUUCGCUCCAGAUCGUCCCGUCUUCCAGGAGACAGGGCAGGGAAAUGGCCAUGAUGGAGCCAGCUCAGAUGCCAGUGACCUUCGAGGAGGUGGCUGUGUAUUUCACCCAGGGGCAGGGGGCUCUGCUGGACCCCGCUCAGAGAGCCCUCUACAGGGAUGUCAUGCAGGAGAACUACGAGACGGUGACCUCGCUGGGAUUCCCCAUUCCCAAACCUGACCUGAUCACCCGGCUGGAACAAGGGAAAGAGCCGUGGGUUCCCGAUCUCCAGGUCUAUGAGAAAAGCGAACUCCCGAGAAGCCCCCACACAGCAGGUAACGAGACAGUGAGCGAGAAUGAGGAUGGGAAUCAACAGCAGGAAGUUUCUGGGCACGGGGAACCACAGGAGACCUUUGUGGGAAGAGCUGAAGGGAAUUUCUCCCAGUGCUUGGAACAGGAAGAAGCCUGGAGAAAUUGGCAGAGGUCAGAGAGGCUGCUGGGAAACCACUCAAGGGAGCAAAUGGAUGAAUCUGUUAUAUAUGGAGAAAGACACAGGAAUCCCACAGCCUGGCAGACAACCCCGAGGGACAAAAGCUAUGACUACCUCGGUUCUGUUACACUUCAGGCAAUAAAUACUGGAGAGAAAACACUUCAGUGGUUGGACUGUGGGGAAAACUUGAGUAAGUGUUCAGAUCUUGCUAACCAUGGGAGAAGCCACCCGCGAGAGAGACCCUGUCAGUGCCCUGAGGGCAAGAAUUGUUUGAAUUGGAAGUCAGCACCGAAUACACAUCAGAAAACCCACACCGGAGACAGACCACAUCAGUGCUUAGACUGUGGGAAAAGUUUCAGAUGGAGAUCAGCCUUUGUUAAUCAUCAGAGAAUCCACACCGGAGAGAGACCCCAUAAGUGCUUGGAUUGUGGGAAAAGUUUCAUACAGAGGUCAAACCUUGUUACACAUCAGGCAAUCCACACCAGGGAGAGACCCCAUAAGUGCUUAGACUGUGGGAAAAGUUUCACAUGGAGAUCAGCCCUUGUUAAACAUCUGGCAAUCCACACUGGAGAGAGACCCCAUAAGUGCUUAGACUGUGGGAAAAGUUUCACAUGCAGAUCAGCCCUUGUUAGACAUCUGGCAAUCCACACUGGAGAGAGACCCCAUAAGUGCUUGGACUGUGGGAAAAGUUUCACAUGCAGAUCAGCCCUUGUUAGACAUCUGGCAAUCCACACCAGCGAGAGACCCCAUAAGUGCUUGUACUGUGGGAAAAGUUUCAUAGAGAAGUCAGCCCUGGAUAAACAUCAGGCAAUCCACACCAGAGAGAGACCCCACAAGUGCUUGGACUGUGGGAAAAGUUUCAUAGAGAAGUCAGCCCUUGUUAAACAUCAGGCAAUCCACACCAGAGAGAGACCCCACAAGUGCUUGGACUGUGGAAAAAGUUUCAUAGAGAGGUCAGCCCUUGUUAAACAUCUGGCAGUCCACACCAGAGAGAGACCCCACAAGUGCUUAGACUGUGGGAAAAGUUUCACAUGCAGAUCAGCCCUUGUAAUACAUCUGGCAAUCCACACCGGAGAGAGACCCCAUAGGUGCUUGGACUGUGGGAAAAGUUUCAUACGGAGGUCAGCCCUUGUUAGACAUGAAGCAGUCCACACUGGAGAUAGACCUCAUAAGUGCUUGAACUGUGGGAAAAGUUUCAUAGAGAGGUCAGCCCUUGUUUCACAUCAGAGAAUCCACACAGGGGAGAGACCCCACAAGUGCUUAGACUGUGGGAAAAGUUUCAUACAGAGGUCAGGCCUUGUUUCACAUCAGAGAAUCCACACAGGAGAGAGCCCCCACAAGUGCCUGGACUGCGGGCAAAGUUUCCUAUAUAGGUCAAACCUUGUUAAUCAUCAGGCAAUUCAUACAGGAGAGAGACCUCACAAGUGCUUAGACUGUGGGAAAAGUUUCCUAUAUAGGUCAAAACUUGUUAAUCAUCAGGCAAUCCAUACAGGAGAGAGACUCCAUAAGUGUUUAGACUGUGGGAAAAGUUUCAUACAGAAGUCAGUCCUCCUUUCACAUCAGAGAAUCCACACAGGGGAGAGCCCUCACAGGUGCCUAGACUGUGGGAAAAGUUUCCUAUAUAGGUCAAACCUUGUUAAUCAUCAGGCAAUCCACACAGGAGAGAGACCCCACAAGUGCUUAGACUGUGGGAAAAGUUUCAUACAGAGGUCAAACCUUCUAACACAUCAGGCAAUCCACACCGGAGAGAGACCCCACAAGUGCUUAGACUGUGGGAAAAGUUUUAUACGGAGGUCAAGCCUCCUAAUACAUCAGGCACUCCACACUGGAGAGCGACCCCACAAAUGCUUAGACUGUGGGAAAAGUUUCAUACGAAGGUCAGACCUUCUUGUGCAUCAGGCAGUCCACAGCAGAGAGAGACCCCAUAAAUGCUUAGACUGUGGGAAAAGUUUCAUGCGGCGAUCACACCUUCUUACGCAUCAGGCAGUCCACACCGGAGGAGGACAUAAGUGCUUAAACUGUGGGAAAAGUUUCACAUAUAGAUCAGCCCUGGUUACACAUAAGAGAUUACACAUGGGGGAGAGACCCCAUAAGUGCUUAGACUGUGGAAAAAGUUUCAUACAGAGGUCAAACCUUGUUAAACAUCAGAGAAUACACACUGGAGAGAGACCCUAUAAGUGCUUACACUGUGAGAAAAGUUUCAGAUGGAGGUCAGCUUUUGUUAAUCAUCGGAGAAUCCACACAGGAGAGACACCCCACAAGUGCUUGGACUGUGGGAAAAGUUUCACAUGGAGGUCAGCCCUUGUUAAACAUCAAGUAGUCCAUACAAGAGGGAAACCAUAAGACUCUGGGAAAGGUUUCAGAAACAUAUCAGCCUUUCUAAACAUCAGGCAAUCCACACAUGGGAGAGACCCCCGUAAGUGCAUAGACUAUGGAAAAAUGUUUCAAAUUGAUGUCAUCCCUUGUUUUACAUCAGAGAAUCAGAGGAGUGACCCCAUAACUUUUUAGCCUGUGAAAGAUGUUUUAAAUGGAGGUCAAAUCUUAUUCCAAAUUGGGCAAUCCACACAGGAGAGAGACCCCAUAAGUGUUUGGACCAUCUGAAAAGUUUCACAGAAAGAUCAAAUCUUGUAACACUCAGAGGAGCCACACAGGAGAGAGACCCCACAAGAGCUCAAACUGGAAAAAGUUUCCUACAUAGGUCAGACCUUGUUAAAAGUCAGCUAAUCCACACAGGAGAGAUCCCAUAAGUGUUAGGCUGUGGGGAAGGUUUUAGAUGGAGCUCAGGCCAUGUUUUACAUCAGAGAAUCCACACAAGAGACCCCAUAAGUGCAUAGACUAUGGAGAAUGUUUCCUACCAUGGUCAAGUGCUUGGACCAUGGGAAAGGUUUCAGAAACACCUCAGCCCUACAGAACAUCAUCCAAUCCACAUAGGAGAGAGAUCCCAUAACUGUUUAGACUGAGGAAAAAGUUUUAUAUGGAGGUCAGAGCUUGCUGAAAACAGGCAGUCCACACAGGAAGGAGCCCACAGAAGUGCUUUGACUGUGGGAAAAGUGUCAUACAGUGGUCAGCCCUUGUUAAACAUCAGGCAGUCCACACAGGAGAGAGACCCCAUAAGUGCUUGGACUGUGAGAAAAGUUUCAUACAGAGCUCAGACCUUGUUAAACAUCAGGCAAUCCACACCAAAGAUUAACCCCUUAAGUGCUUAGACUGUGGGAAACAUAGCAGAAACUGAUCAGUCCUUGUUUUACAUCAGAGAAUCCACAAGACUCCAUGGGUGCUUGGACUGUGACAAAAGUUAUACACAGAGAUCACACCUCAUUAAACACUGGAGAAUUCACACAUGAUCUAAACUUCUGUGACGCAUGGCCUAAAAGAGUUAAGAACCUUGCAGGCUAAUUCACCAAGCUUCAACCUUUAGAGACAUGUUAGAAAAGUGUGUAAAUGGUAUUUGGGGCCAUUCCAAGAAAUAUAGACUAGAACGUUGAAAUGUAACCUGGUGUUGUUAAAAAAAUCGGAAGAAGAUAGUAGUGCUGUUGAUUAAUUGCAGUUGAGUCGUGGGAUUAACUCAAAAAAAUUCAUUGUGGUUAGAAAAAUUCAUCUUGAUGAAUCACAUUGUUAAACAAUAGAAUACUAGUUGAAAUUUGUGAAAUGUUUUUGGAUGUUUUUCUACGUUUUCAUAUCUAUUGAUUUCUCUCACAACAAAGAAGAGAAAGUAUGCGGUGCUCGCUUUAUAUUAUUUUUUAUUACAAAUAUUUGUGCUGUAAAUGUGCAAAACAGAAGUGGUAUUUUUCAGUUCACCUCAUACAGGUACUGUAGUGCAAUCUCUUUACCAGGAAAGUGUACCUUAGAAACAUUGAUUAUUUUAAUCAUAUAAGUGCACUCAAAAAUCAAGCAAUUAAAAACUAUAUAGCCUAGAAGUCAAUUCAGUGCUACUUCUUUUUCUGUCACUCGCUAUGACAAACAUGCAUCUGACAAAGUGGGUAUUCAUCCACGAAAGAUUAUGCUUCAAUACUCUGUUAGUCGUAAAGGUGGCACAGGACUCUCUCUUGCUUGUGAGAAACAAGUUUGUUUACAUUUAUGAGAAAUAAUGCUGCUUUGCUUCUAAUUUAUGAUGUCACCUGAAAGUGUGAGAAGGUGUUCUCGUCUCAUGUUUGUAGCUGGCAAUGCAAGGUAUUUAUGUGCAAGAUAUGCAAAACAUGCCUAUGUCCCUUCAUGCUUCGGCCACCAUUCCAGUGGGCAUGCUUCCAUGCUGACAAUGCUCAUUUUUUUAAAAAAUGCAUUAAUUAAAUUUGUGACUGAACUCCUUGAAGGAGAAUUGUGUGUCCCCUGUUCUGUUUUACAAACCUUCUGUUGGUGGCGUCUGACUCAGUUGAUGAAAAUGAGCAUGUGUCGGUCUGGUCUGCUUUGGAUCGUUAUUGAUUAGAACCCAUCAUUAGCAUGAAUGCAUGUCCUCUGGAAUGGUGGUUGAAGCAGGAAGGGACCUAUGACUAUUUAGAGCAUCUGACACAUAAAUAUCUUGCGAUGCCGGCUGCAAUAAUGCAACAAGAAUGCCUGUUCUCACUUUCAGGUGACAUUGUGAACAAGAAGUGGUUUGAGCAUUGGCCUGCUAAACCCAGGGUUAUGAGUUCAAUCCUUGAGGGGGCCAUUUAGAGAACUAGGGUAAAAAUCUGUCUGAGGAUUGGUCCUGCUUUGAGCAGGAGGUUGGACUAGAUGACCUCCUGAGGUUCCUUCCAACCCUAAUCUACGCUUCUAAGAAGCGGGCAGCAUUAUCUCCUGCACUUAAUCUGUAACAAGAUAUAGGUCAACAGAGACUACUACAAUUAUGAUCUUCAAGGGCUGUCAAAUGAUUUAAAAAAAUUAACCAUGAUUAGUUGUGCUGUUAAACAAUAAUAGAAUACCAUUUAUUUAAAUAUUUUGGAUAUUUUAUACAUUUUCAAAUAGACUGAUUUCAGUUGCAACACAGAAUACACUCCAUGCAUCUGAUGAAGUGAGUUCUAGACCGUGAAAGCUUAUGCCCAAAUAAAAUGUGCUAGUCUCUAAGGUGCCACAAGGACCCCUUGUUGUUUUUACAGAAUACAAAGUGUAGAGAGCACUUUAUUUUUUUAAUUACAAAUACUUGCACUGUAAAAAACAAAAAGAAACAGUAUUUUUCAAUUCACCAACUGCAAUUACAUUACUGCAGUCUCUUUAUGAUGAAAGUUGAACUUACAAAUGUAGAAUUAUGUGCAAAAAAAAAUUGCAUUCAAAAAUAAAACAGUAUAAAACUUUAGAGCCUACAACUCCACUCAGUCCUACUUCUUGUUCAGCCAAUCAUUCAGAAAAAGAAGUUGGAUAGUUUUCUGUCUGGUAAGAGCUCACUUAGCAAUAGACACAGCUGGGAAACCCUUAUGUCUUUAUAGAUGUAGUUGUGAAAUCCUCACUUUUGUUUUGUCAUUCUGGUUCCCACUUUGCUAUGGUUAUCUGCAUGGUCUCUGGCUGGUUCUGUGAUUGUUUCUGUCUGCUGAAUAAUUUAUUUUGGUGGGUGUAAACUAAUUAAGGUGGUGGGAUAUAAUUGGCUAGCUAAUCAUGUUACAAUCAGAAUUGGUUAAGUAAAUUUUAGCAGACUGGUUAAGGUAGAGCUAAGAAUAUUUUAUAUAAAUUAGGGGCAUAUAAGAAGUAAGCUGGGAUUCGAAAAUAAGGAAAAGAAACUUGGAUUUAAGCUUGCUGGAAGAUCUCCCUAAUAAACAUUGACUUGUUUGUA